Molecule: messenger RNA, 782 nt
Organism: Haliotis rubra (blacklip abalone)
Lineage: Eukaryota; Metazoa; Mollusca; Gastropoda; Lepetellida; Haliotidae
Exons: 6
Coding region: 135-752 (205 amino acids)
Source: RefSeq, a predicted model, not a curated record
UGUCCUUAAAUAUACACUUAAGAGCCUGGUAAAGAUUAACUCUCAGGAGCAUAUGUUACAUUAUAGUUCGUAUUAUCUAUUUUUCUACAUUUUAUCAACAUUUGCCCUUAUUUCCCGUUCUAGUUCCAGUACCAAUGCCCGCUCUUCUUUCUGGUAUUGGCAAGCGUGGAAUUGUGGAGGCGGGACUUCUGGGACAUGUGAAGGAUGAGAUGCUGGGUGUGGUGGACAAGCUAAAUAAGUCUGUGGAAGGGGCACAGAAGAUCGCCACGAACCUUGAGAGCAAUUUGAAGACAGCUGCCCAGGGUCUGAUCAGUGGCCAGGAUAUCAAAGCCCUCGCCCAGAUGGUGCUGUCUACCCUGGAGGCGGAUGUCAAGUCAAUGAUGGACAAAGGCACAUUUGACGUUGAUAUUGAUGCGCUGAUCAAGAAUAUUGUCCCCAACGCUGUUGCAAAGCUCUUCUCCAAGCACAGCCGUCGUUACCUUCUCGGCGAUAUUAUCAACGGAUUGAAGGACACUCUGGGUGACGUUCUUAGUACAACAUUCCUCAGAAACAUUGAGUCAGCUGCAGCGCAAUCUCUGAGCUCUGAAUUGGGUAACCUAAAGGCUCUUUCCAAGACAUUCCUGUCCCGCGCUGGACAGGCCACUGCACAGGUCGCUGCUGAGGCCGUCAAGUUCUUCCAGCCAUUCCAGGCUCAACUCGGAUCUCUCUUCACCCAGAUCAAGAAUGUAGCUGCCAAACUUACAGGUCACUAAAUGUCAAGGAAUGUCGAAUAAAAUAACAUU